Molecule: messenger RNA, 4764 nt
Organism: Closterium sp. NIES-65
Lineage: Eukaryota; Viridiplantae; Streptophyta; Zygnematophyceae; Desmidiales; Closteriaceae
Source: the annotation of a GenBank genome assembly
AUGGAUGUGGACAUGGACGUGGACGUGGACAUGGACGUGGACAUGGACGUGGACGUGGACAUGGACAUGGACGUGGACGUGGACGUGGACGAGGACGUGGACAUGGACAUGAACAUGGACGUGGACGUGGACAUGGACGUGGACAAGGACAUGGACGUGGACAUGGACGUGGACGUGGACAUGGACGUGGACAUGGACAUGGACGUGGACAUGGAUGUGGACGUGGACGUGGACGUGGACAUGGACGUGGACGUGGACAUGGACCUGGACGUGGACGUGGACAUGGACGUGGACGUGGACGUGGACAUGGUGGUGGACGUGGACGUGGACGUGGACGUGGACGUGGACGUGGACAUGGACGUGGACAUGGACGUGGACGUGGACGUGGACGUGGUCGUGGACGUGGACGUGGACGUGGACGUGGACAUGGUCGUGGACGUGGACGUGGACGUGGACAUGGAGGUGGACCUGGACGUGGACGUGGACGUGGACGUGAACAUGGACGUGGACAUGGACGUGGACGUGGACGUGGACAUGGACGUGGACGUGGACGUGGACGUGGACGCGGUGGACGUGGACGAGGACGUGGACGAGGACGUGGACGACGUGGACAUGGACAUGAACAUGGACGUGGACGUGGACGUGGACGUGGACGUGGACGUGGACAUGGACGUGGACGUGGACAUGGACGUGGACAUGGACGUGGACAUGGACAUGGACGUGGACAUGGACGUGGACGUGGACGUGGACGGGGACAUGGACGUGGACGUGGACAUGGACCUGGACGUGGACGUGGACAUGGACAUGGACGUGGACGUGGACGGGGACAUGGUGGUGGACGUGGACGUGGACGUGGACGUGGACAUGGACGUGGACGUGGACGUGGACAUGGACGUGGACAUGGACGUGGACGUGGACAUGGACGUGGACGUGGUCGUGGACGUGGACGUGGACGUGGACGUGGACAUGGUGGUGGACGUGGACGUGGACGUGGACGUGGACCUGGACGUGGACGUGGACGUGGACGUGAACAUGGACGUGGACAUGGACGUGGACGUGGACAUGGACGUGGACAUGGACGUGGACGUGGACGUGGACGUGGACGUGGUGGAUGUGGACGAGGACGUGGACGAGGACGUGGACGUGGACGUGGACGUGGAUAUGGACGUAGACGUGGACGUGGACGUGGACCUCGACGUGGACAUGGACGUGGACAUGGACGUGGACGUGGACAUGGAUGUGGACAUGGACGUGGACAUGGACGUGGACGUGGACGUGGACGUGGACAUGGACGUGGACGUGGACAUGGACCUGGACGUGGACAUGGACGUGGACGUGGACGUGGACGUGGACAUGGACGUGGACGUGGACAUGGACCUGGACGUGGACGUGGACGUGGACAUGGACGUGGACGUGGACGUGGACGUGGACGUGGACGUGGACGUGGUGGACAUGGACGUAGACAUGGACGUGGACGUGGACGUGGACAUGGACGUGGACGUGGACGUGGACAUGGACAUGGACAUGGACGUUGACGUGGACAUGGAUGUGGACGUGGACAUGGACGUGGACAUGGACGUGGACAUGGACGUGGACGUGGACGUGGACGUGGACAUGGACGUGGACAUGGACGUGGACAUGGACGUGGACGUGGACGUGGAUGUGGACGUGGACAUGGACGUGGACAUGGACGUGGACAUGGACGUGGACGUGGACGUGGUGGACGUGGACGUGGACAUGGACGUGGACAUGGACGUGGACGUGGACGUGGACAUGGACGUGGACAUGGACGUGGACGUGGACAUGGACGUGGACGUGGACGUGGACGUGGUGGACGUGGACGUGGACAUGGACGUGGACGUGGACGUGGACGUGGACAUGGAUGUGGACAUGGACGUGGACGUGGACAUGGACGUGGACAUGGACGUGGACAUGGACGUGGACGUGGACGUGGUGGACGUGGACGUGGACAUGGACGUGGACGUGGACGUCGACGUGGACGUGGACAUGGACGUGGACAUGGACCUGGACGUGGACAUGGACGUGGACGUGGACGUGGACGUGGACAUGGACAUGGACAUGGACGUGGACGUGGACAUGGACGUGGACGUGGACAUGGACGUGGACAUGGACGUGGACAUGGACGUGGACAUGGACGUGGACGUGGACGUGGACGUGGACGUGGACAUGGACAUGGACGUGGACGUGGACGUGGACGUGGACGUGGACAUGGACAUGGACGUGGACGUGGACGUGGACAUGGACGUGGACGUGGACGUGGUGGACGUGGACGUGGACAUGGACGUGGACGUGGACAUGGACAUGGACAUGGACAUGGACGUGGACAUGAACUUGGACAUGGACGUGGACAUGGACGUGGACGUGGAGAUGGACGUGGACAUGGACGUGGACAUGGACGUGGACAUGGACGUGGACAUGGACAUGGACGUGGACAUGGACGUGGUCAUGGACGUGGACAUGGACGUGGACAUGGACGUGGACGUGGAGAUGGACGUGGACGUGGACGUGGACGUGGACAUGGACGUGGACGUGGACGUGGACGUGGACGUGGACAUGGACGUGGAAGUGGACGUGGUGGACGUGUACGUGGACAUGGACGUGGACAAGGACAUGGACAUGGACAUGGACAUGGACGUGGACAUGGACGUGGACAUGGACGUGGACAUGGACGUGGACAUGGACGUGGACAUGGACGUGGACAUGGACGUGGACAUGGACGUGGACGUGGACAUGGACGUGGACAUGGACAUGGACGUCGACGUGGACGUGGACGUGGACAUGGACGUGGACGUGGACAUGGACGUGGACUUGGACGUGGACGUGGACGUGGACGUGGACGUGGACGUGGACGUGGACAUGGACGUGGACGUGGACGUGGACGUGGACGUGGUGGACGUGGACGUGGACGUGGACGUGGACGUGGACGUGGACGUGGACGACGUGGACGUGGACAUGGACGUGGACGUGGACGUGGACGUGGAGGUGGACGUAGAGGUGGACGUGGAGGUGGACGUGGACGUGGACGUGGACGUGGACGUGGUCGUCGUCGUGGACAUGGACGUGGACGUGGACGUGGACGUGGACAUGGACGUGGACGUGGUGGACGUGGACGUGGACGUGGACGUGGACAUGGUCGUGGACAUGGACGUGGACGUGGACGUGGACAUGGACGUGGACGUGGACGUGGACGUGGACGUGGACAUGGUCGUGAACGUGGACAGGGACGUGGACGUGGACGUGGACGUGGACAUGUUCGUGAACGUGGACAUAGACGUGGACGUGGACGUGGACAUGGACGUGGACGUGGACAUGGACGUGGACGUGGACGUGGACAGAAACGUGGACGUGGACAUGGACGUCGACGUGGACGUGGACGUGGACGUGGACGUGGACGUGGAUGUGGACGUGGACGUGGACAUGGACGUGGACGUGGACGUGGACAUGGACGUGGACGUGGACGUGGACAUGGACGUGGACGUGGUCGUGGACGUGGACGUGGACGUGGUCGUGGACGUGGACAUGGACAUGGAUGUGGACGUGGACGUGGACAUGGACGUGGACGUGGACCUGGACGUGGACGUGGACGUGGACGUGGACGUGGACGUGGUCGUGGACAUGAACGUGGACGUGGACGUGGACAUGGACGUGGACGUGGUGGACGUGGACAUGGACGUGGACGUGGACGUGGUCGUGGAGGUGGACAUGGACGUGGACGUGUACGUGGACGUAGACAUGGACGUGGACGUGGACGUGGACGUGGACGAGGACAUGGACGUGGACGUGGACGUGGUGGACGUGGACGUGGACAUGGACGUCGACAUGGACGUGGACGUGGACGUGGACGUGGUCGACAUGGACGUAGACAUGGACGUGGACGUGGACGUGGACAUGGACGUGGACGUGGACGUGGACGUGGACGUGGACGUGGAAGUGGACGUGCACAUGGACGUGGACGUGGACGUGGACGUGGACGUGGACGUGGACGUGGAGGUGGACGUGGAGGUGGACGUGGACGUGGACGUGGACGUGGUCCUGGUCGUGGACAUGGACGUGGACGUGGACGUGGACGUGGACAUGGAAGUGGACGUGGUGGACGUGGACGUGGACGUGGACGUGGACGUGGUCGUGGACAUGGACGUGGACGUGGACGUGGACGUGGACGUGGACAUGGACAUGGUCGUGAACGUGGACAGGGACGUGGACCUGGACGUGGACGUGGACAUGGUCGUGAACGUGGACAUGGACGUGGACGUGGACGUGGACAUGGACGUGGACGUGGACGUGGACAUGGACGUGGACAUGGACGUGGACAUGGACAUGGACGUGGACAUGGACGUGGAAGUGGACGUGGACGUGGACGUGGACAUGGAUAUGGACAUGGACGUGGACAUGGGCGUGGACGUGGACGUGGACGUGGGCGUGGACGUGGACAUGGUUGUGGACGUGGACGUGGACGUGGACGUGGACGUGGACGUGGACGUGGAGGUGGACAUGGACGUGGACGUGGACAUGGACGUGGACAUGGACGUGGACGUGGACGUGGUCGUGGACGUCCACGUGGACGUGGACGUGGACUUGGACGUGGACGUGGACGUGGACAUGGACGUGGACGUGGACGUGGACGUGGACGUGGUGGACGUGGACGUGGACGUGGACGUGGACGUGGACGUGGACAUGGACAUGGACGUGGACGUGGACGUGGACGUGGACGUGGAAGUGGACGUGGACAUGGACGUGACGUAG